This is a messenger RNA of Funneliformis geosporum, 2541 nucleotides long. NCBI's taxonomy places the organism in Eukaryota, Fungi, Glomeromycota, Glomeromycetes, Glomerales, Glomeraceae. The record is from the annotation of a GenBank genome assembly.
AUGGCAAAUUCUUACGAUCCUGAAGUUAUUAUAAAAUAUCCCGAUGAAAUCGAGACAGAAAAUUAUGUCGUUGACUUUUUUAACUCGCAUUUUAGAGAGUUGGAGGAUCUAGAAAAAUUAAACUUAGUCUUAGCCGAACUAAAAGAAAAUGAGCAUUCGCUGGACGAAAAGCGCAUCCAAACGCAAGAGAAAACUUCGAUAGUACUUCAGCAAUCUCUAGUUUCUUUUACUUCUACUAUAACUGAACUUGAAUCCUUACAAUCUACUCGAUUAGAGUUGGAAGAUGCCUUAACGGAUCAUUGCAAUGCUAUGGUUUCUCAAAAGAUAUUAAAUACUCAAGGAGUAGAAGAUUUACGGAAUGAAACGAUAAUGGAACAGUUGGUUACAUUACAGCAGCAGCUUGAUAGUUUGGAAAGAUCUAAACAAUAUCUUAAAGUUUUGGUGGUUAUAGAUGAAUUAAGUACAAAGGCAAAGCAAUUGGUUGAAAAAUCUCCGCAGAAAGCUCUUGUACCAUAUACACAACUUGCGCAUCUAGCUCGUAAGAUCAAAACUAGUAGCAAGGAAGCAGGUCAUGCAGUUAGUCAUUUAGAUAUAUACUUGCAACGAUGUGUUGAUGCGUUAUGGGAAGACAUGAAAAGUAGAUUAACAAAAAAAUUUCAACACACACUUAAUGCACUUAAUUGGCCAACACCAAUUAAAGUUCCUUAUACGUCAAACACGACAGACAAAUUAUCCACAUUUAGAAAAGCAUUCACUGAAUUAUUGUUAUUACAACAACCGGUUGAAGAUGAUGAAGUACCAGAACCUUUAGAAUCUAAAAAUCCUAAAGAUGAUAAUGAGUCCCUUCCACCUCUUUUGCCAAUACAGAUAAUGGUUGAACCAUUAAUGGUUCGGUUCAGAUAUCAUUUUGAUUCAAAAAGACCUACCAACAGAAUCGAUAAGCCUGAGUGGUAUUUUAGUCAUGUUAUCACUACUAUACGCGAACAUUUACCAUUCUUGUCUGGAGCGGUACAAUCGAUCGUUGAUGAUGCAGGCUUUGAGAAAUAUCACGCAAAAAAUGAGUUUAUCCGGUGUCUGCUUGUAGCUGUUACAAGAAAAUUAAAUAACAGUGUGCCAAAAUUAUUGAAUUCUCCACAAGUGUUUUCUCACACUGUAUUUGAAACAUUGCAAUUUGAUCAAACUUUACGUGAAUUACACAUGUAUACACCUUCCGGGCAAAAAGAGUGGAAGGGAUGCGUUGAAGUUUUUGUUGGGAAGAAAGAAUGGUUUAAGGCAUGGUUAAAGGUUGAAAAAGACUUCGCGGAGGAACGAUAUAAUGAGAUUAUGCAUUCGGAAGAUGCUUGGGAAAUCGUCGAUGAGGAAAACCCAGAUGAUGAAUAUAAGCCGACUAAAUCAGCAGCAAAGUUAAUUAACCUUUUAGAGCUUGUAACUAAUCGUUAUAAAUUAUUGCCGAUGUUUUAUAAUCGGAUUCGUUUUCUAGUUGAUAUUCAAGCUGAAAUAUUAUUGAUCUAUGCUAAAAGGAUUAUCUCUGCUGUUGACGCUUUCGAAAAUUUGAGUUAUUCGUUUGUAAGGGCUGUUCCAAAUACAGACGGGAAAUCCAUUACAGGAAUUGAAGGAUUGAAAAGACUAUGUAGGUGGCUAAAUAGUGCGGGUUUCGUCAGUAGAACGAUCAAAGAAUGGGUUACUGUUCGCGCUGCACGUAAUACAGGCGUAUCACCAUUACCAUCUCCGACAUCGACAUCGUCUAUCAAUUCUACAGAACAGGGUCAAAGAGCGUCUUCAGCUCAUGUAGACGAGGAAAUUACUGUUGACGAAGGAACAGUUUUCGAUGACCCAGCUGAACUAUUCGAUAAUGUUUGCGAACGAAUUCAAUCAUUAAUAGUGAAAAAUGUUUCCAGAGAAUUUUUAAAUGGAUUAAAAACAUAUAGCAAAAAAAAUAAUUGGUCAAGAUCCGAGAUAUACGGUUAUGAUUCAACUGAGCUUACAACUGAACAAAUACAUAAAUUGAAUAAUCAAUCAAAAGAUAUUAUAUCACGCUCAAUUAUUGAGCUAUCACCUGAGCUUUAUAUGCCAUUAUCGGAUCUUGCACAUUCACUUACAUUCUUAUCAAAUAAUUUACCCGAUCGUAUAUUUAAACAUAUAUACAAAGACGUAUCAAAGGAAUUGGAAGAUCAUUUAUGGGACCGUAUCUUGAUGAGAAACCAAUUCUCUGAAAUGGGCGGAUGGCAGUUUGAAAUAGAUAUGGAAAAAGGAUUAUUUACCAUUGGUAAAAGAUGGAUUCGAAAGCCUGAAAGUUACUUUAGAAGGUUGAGAGACGCUUGUAUUUUGCUCACUCUUCCCGCAAAUCAAUCUCCGUUAGAAAGUGAGUGCAAUAACAAAAAGCCAAAACAAAAGACCUUAUCUCAAGUAAUUUCCGUAUUAUUUGAUGAUGAAUUAGAACAGACAACGGUAUCGAGAAUGUUGGAAAAUUUAGGAGUGUAUCAUUUAACAUCCAAAGAAGCAAAAAAUGUUAUUGGAAGGAGAGUAGAUUGUUGGAAAUAA